GGCAAUUUCAUUUACCAGCUAAAAGGCAGAAGAGGAACAAUUCUUGUAAUGGCACGAGAGCUUAAAAGUUGGUCCUUUUGGCGGGCAGUAUUGGCCGAGUUUGUUGGGAUGACCAUUUUUAUUUUUAUUGGUAUAGCCUCUGCCAUUGGAAACAGGCAUAACAGAUAUCCUGACCAAGAGGUUAAAGUAGCUUUAGCUUUCGGUCUGGCGAUUGCCACACUGGCUCAGAGUUUGGGGCAUAUCAGUGGAGCCCACUUGAACCCAGCUAUUACUUUAGGACUUUUGGUUAGCUGUCAGAUCAGUUUCUUCAGGGCCUUCAUGUAUGUCAUUGCCCAGUUGUUGGGAGCUGUGGUGGCAAGUGGCAUUAUGUUCAAAGUUAGCCCUGACCCUGAAACAACACUGGGGCUCAAUAUGCUGAGUAAAGGUGUGUCACAGGGACAGGGAUUUGCCAUUGAGCUCUUCGCAACCUUUCAGCUGGUCCUCUGUGUCCUUGCCACAACAGACAAACACCGGACUGAUGUCACAGGCUCUGCACCCCUAGCCAUCGGACUAUCAGUUGGUUUAGGGCACCUGGUAGCAAUCAGUUACACCGGCUGUGGCAUCAACCCUGCUCGGUCUUUUGGACCAGCCGUUAUUCUUGAAUCCUUUAAAAACCACUGGAUAUACUGGAUUGCACCCAUGUUGGGCGGGGUGGCUGCUGCUCUUGUGUAUGACUUCUUGCUCUACCCAAAGAAGGAAGCGUUUGGCAAGCGUCUGAGGGUUCUGAAGGGCACGGCGGAUCCGGACGCCUUGGCGACAGAACCCCUAAUCGAACCCCGAACCCCCAGAUCUGGGUCUGGUCAGUGGCCUAGGCCCUGAAACGUGUCUUUAACCUUCAUUAAAUGUCUACAUACAUUACCAGAAUACAACAUCAUUUCUUUUGUUGUUGUCCAAAUGAUCAUUUUGUCGGCUUCUUUUAGUAUCUUACUCUCUGUAGCAGCAUCAUUUGCAACAUUACUUCCAACACUUAAGGAAGUGUUCUGCCGUCUUCUGUCUAUAACAUCUCAGGAAUUACCUGUAACAGCAUUCAGCACGCUUACAGUUUUAUUCUUGGGGAAGCAGAUUAUUUUUGCUUUACGGGCUGGCAGUUGAUUGAAUAAAUUAAUCUUGAUUUCAGCAUUAACGUUACGUAUCUUGACUUUUGAGUUUGCCGUAAUUUUCCUAUCUAUAUUUAUUUUCUUAUUAAUUCAGUAAUCAGUAUCAAUUGGUAACUACACUGUAAACAUACAGUUGUGGUCAUAAGUUUACAUAAACCUUGCAGAAUGUUAGAAUAAUAAUUUGAACAAAAUAAGAGGGAUUGUGAAAAUGGCUUUUUUCUAUUUAUUUAGUAGUUCCACAAUUAAGCUAUUUCACAUAAUAGUUUACAUAUAGUCACAAGACAAAAUAGUAAAUAAAUGUACAAAAUUUUCAUAAGUUUACAUAUACUUGAUUCCUAAUACUGCAUGUGUCUCUUUACCUGGAUGAUCCAUGGCUGCUUUUUUGAGGAUCUUCUUUGGUUUUCCAGCAUCUUCUGCAUAUUUGACCCCUUUCCAACAUUAGACAAAAUAAGUACAAAUUACUCUGAUCAUCCUGUUGUUACCCCUCUUUUUUAGUUAAAAUUAUUAACAUUUUGCGGAUUAUUAUGACCACAGCUGUAUAAAAAGGUCAUGUCAUUUAUAUCUUCUGUUCUUCUCUCUCUUAAAUGCAUAAUGGGUUCAUGAAGUCUCUCUCCUCUCUCAGACAUUGCAGCAUUGUUCGAUUGUGGUUGUUGAAGACCUCCAUGUAAACCAUAAUAUUCAGAAUAUCUCUUCUAUGUUAUGUCUGGACUGUGAACAGUUUGAUUUUAAGUUGGCAUUUUACAAAUUAGACAAGAAUCACAUGCCAAAUUGAAAGUACAGAAAUUUCUGUGGCACAAGUUUCACCAACAUUAUCCGCCAUCAUUGUUUGAAUAGGUUUUGGUUUGACAAUGCUGCUUUAAUAACAAACACAGCAAAGCUUCGAAGACGUUAAAAAGCCAGUUUCAACACACUUCAAAAGUCUCGCCUUAUAAAUGCUUAACUCCAGCUGUCUCUUGAUAUUACGC
Messenger RNA from Pimephales promelas (fathead minnow), 2101 nucleotides. It is a transcript of the gene aqp1a.2, whose product is annotated as aquaporin 1 (Colton blood group) a, tandem duplicate 2. The record is from RefSeq and is a predicted model, not a curated record. Gene Ontology annotation, biological process: hyperosmotic response; carbon dioxide transmembrane transport; renal water transport. Gene Ontology annotation, molecular function: water channel activity; ammonium channel activity; carbon dioxide transmembrane transporter activity. Lineage: Eukaryota; Metazoa; Chordata; Actinopteri; Cypriniformes; Leuciscidae. Gene Ontology annotation, cellular component: membrane.